Exophiala dermatitidis NIH/UT8656 is the source of this 1460-nucleotide messenger RNA. RefSeq names its product 60S acidic ribosomal protein P0. Gene Ontology annotation, molecular function: large ribosomal subunit rRNA binding; structural constituent of ribosome. The record is from RefSeq and is a predicted model, not a curated record. Gene Ontology annotation, biological process: ribosomal large subunit assembly; cytoplasmic translation; ribosome biogenesis. Gene Ontology annotation, cellular component: cytosolic large ribosomal subunit. The transcript is spliced from 5 exons. Lineage: Eukaryota; Fungi; Ascomycota; Eurotiomycetes; Chaetothyriales; Herpotrichiellaceae. The coding region runs from base 115 to 1059 and encodes 314 amino acids.
CCAAAUUCGCAUGCGCAGGUUCAAUCCGUAAACCACACAACCUCACAACAACCUCAACCACUUAAUCACACAAUCAAUUUGCCCUUAAACAUCCUAACUUCAUACUAAGAAGUCAUGGGGGGCAAAUCCGGCAGCAAGAGCGUCUACUUCGACAAGCUCAAGACUUUGCUCGACGAGUACAAAUCGAUCUUCAUCGUUGGCGUCGACAAUGUCUCUUCACAGCAGAUGCACGAGAUCCGUCAGGCGCUCCGCGGCGACGCGGUCGUCUUGAUGGGCAAGAACACCAUGGUCCGCCGUGCUCUCAAGGGUUUCGUUGCUGACAACCCGGAGUACGAGCGUCUGCUCCCUCACGUCAAAGGCAACGUUGGUUUCAUCUUCACCAACGGCGACCUGAAGACCAUCCGAGACAAGAUCCUGGCCAACCGUGUCGCGGCCCCUGCUCGUGCUGGUGCCAUUGCGCCCGGUGAUGUCUACGUUCCGGCCGGAAACACUGGUAUGGAACCUGGCAAGACCUCUUUCUUCCAGGCCCUCGGUGUUCCUACCAAGAUUGCUCGUGGUACCAUUGAAAUUACCACCGACCUGAAGUUGGUUGAGGCUGGCGCCAAAGUCGGUCCCUCCGAAGCCACUCUUCUCAACAUGUUGAACAUCUCUCCUUUCACCUACGGUAUGAAGGUUGUGCAGGUCUAUGAGGAGGGUAACACUUUCUCUCCGGAUGUGUUGGAUGUUGAAGAGAGCCAAUUGCUCAAGUCUCUGUCCGCCGCCAUUGCCACCAUCACUACCAUCUCUCUGGCCGCCAACUACCCGACUCUGCCUUCGGUUAUGCACAGCUUGAUCAACGGCUACAAGAACCUCAUCUCUGUUGCCAUUGAGAUUGACUACAGCUGGGAGGCCAUUGACGAGCUCAAGGAUCGUAUUGCCAACCCUGAAGCUUAUGCCGCUGCCGCUCCGGCCGCGGCUGCUGCCACCGAGUCGGCUGCUCCUGAAGCUGCCAAGGAGGAGGAGAAGGAAGAGGAGAAGGAAGAGAGCGAAGACGAGGGCUUCGGAGGUCUCUUCGACUAAAUGCCCCAGACGUGGGCCCCAGUCAGGAUUGGCACAUGCACGCGACGGAACAGCAGCUGCUAGCUCGAUAGACGAACUACAUAGGUGCAAUGACAUGAAUGCCAUCCUAGCAGAUUUUGUACUUUUGAGUGCCUAAUUGAUCAGAUCGCUGCGGAGGAAAACUAACACAACCUGAUUUCCCACAUACUGUAGCUCUCACAACAUGCCCCGUCAUUGUCCCAUUCUGACGCCAUCCGCUGUGAAUCGCUGCAUCAGACUUCAUCACUACCUCCUUCGCUUCACACGCAAGACAAAACAAUAGCAAUACCCACGCUCUUAGAAAUACUAUGCGAAAAACUCCUUUGCCUUCAUCGCUUCCUCUUUCUCAUCUUCGCUCAGGUUAACCAUCUCAGCUUCUGAUC